Symbiodinium sp. CCMP2456 is the source of this 496-nucleotide messenger RNA. The record is from the annotation of a GenBank genome assembly. NCBI's taxonomy places the organism in Eukaryota, Dinophyceae, Suessiales, Symbiodiniaceae.
AUGCAGCCUGCGUCAGAAGAGGAUGCGAAGACUCACGCAGUGGGCAUUGAUCUGGGUACCACGUACUCCUGUGUUGGAGUCUACAAAGAUGGAGAGGUGCAGAUCAUUGCGAAUGACCAGGGCAACCGCACCACACCGUCUUAUGUCGCGUGGACAGAACAGGAGCGGCUCUUGGGAGAUGCAGCCAAGAACCAGGUGGCCAGCAAUCCGACCAACACUGUCUUCGAUGCCAAGCGUUUGAUCGGAAGGCGCUUCGAUGAUCCGAUCGUGCAGGCCGACCUAAAGCUCUGGCCUUUCAGAGUGGUCUCCGACGGCACGAAGGACGACAAGCCGUUGAUAGAAGUGCUUUACCAGAAUGUCGUGAAGAAGUAUCAUCCAGAAGAGAUUAGCUCUAUGAUCCUCACGAAAAUGAAGACGACGGCUGAGGUCAAGGAUGCUGUGAUCACAGUCCCAGCGUACUUCAAUGACGCCCAGCGCCAAGCAACGAAGGACGCAG